Dipodomys ordii (Ord's kangaroo rat) is the source of this 1688-nucleotide messenger RNA. RefSeq names its product aarF domain containing kinase 4 (gene Coq8b). The transcript is spliced from 10 exons. Gene Ontology annotation, molecular function: kinase activity. NCBI's taxonomy places the organism in Eukaryota, Metazoa, Chordata, Mammalia, Rodentia, Heteromyidae. The record is from RefSeq and is a predicted model, not a curated record. Bases 1 to 1233 code for a protein of 410 amino acids. Gene Ontology annotation, biological process: ubiquinone biosynthetic process. Gene Ontology annotation, cellular component: extrinsic component of mitochondrial inner membrane.
AUGGUUAUCCUCUCCUCCCCAGAGGACGGCUCUAGGCCUGGCUCCAACCCUUUCCUGUCCGAGGCCAAUGCGGAGCGGAUUGUGCAGACCUUGUGUACAGUUCGGGGGGCCGCCCUCAAGGUUGGCCAAAUGCUCAGCAUCCAGGACAACAGUCUCAUCAGCCCCCAACUACAACACAUCUUCGAGCGGGUCCGCCAGAGCGCCGACUUCAUGCCCCGAUGGCAGAUGCUGAGAGUUCUAGAAGAAGAGCUGGGCAGGGACUGGCAGACCAAGGUGGCCUUCCUGGAGGAGGUGCCGUUUGCCGCUGCCUCAAUCGGGCAGGUGCACCAGGGUAUGCUGAGGAAUGGGACAGAAGUGGCUGUGAAGAUUCAGUACCCUGGUGUCGCCCAGAGCAUCCAGAGUGACGUGCAGAACCUGCUGGCUGUGCUGAAGAUGAGCACAGCCCUGCCCGAGGAGCCUGCAGAGCCUGCAGCAGGAGCUGGCCUGGGAGUGCGACUACCGUCGGGAGGCGGCGUGUGCCCAGAACUUCCGCUGUUGACAGAUGACCCCUUCUUCCGGGUGCCAGCUGUGGUGAAGGAGCUGUGCACCAGGCGGGUGCUGGCCAUGGAGCUGGCUGGAGGUGUCCCUCUGGAUCAGUGCCAGGGCCUGAGCCAGGACAUCCGGAACCAGAUUUGUUUCCAGCUCCUGAGGCUGUGUCUGCGGGAACUGUUUGAGUUCAGAUUCAUGCAGACCGACCCCAACUGGGCCAAUUUCCUGUACGAUGCCUCCAGCCACCAGGUGACCCUGCUGGACUUUGGUGCAAGCCGGGAAUUUGGGACCGAGUUCACAGAUCAUUACAUCGAGGUGGUGAAGGCUGCAGCUGAUGGAGACAGAGACCGUGUCCUGCAGAAAUCCCGGGACUUAAAAUUCCUCACAGGCUUUGAAACCAAGACAUUCUCCAAUGCCCAUGUGGAAGCAGUGAUGAUCCUGGGAGAGCCCUUUGCUGCCCCUGGCCCCUACAAUUUUGGGGCAGGUGACACAGCACGCCGGAUCCAGGGCCUCAUCCCUGUGCUCCUGCAGCACCGGCUGCGCCCGCCACCGGAAGAAACCUACGCCCUCCACCGCAAGCUGGCAGGGGCCUUCCUGGCCUGCUCCCGCCUCCAAGCCCACGUAGCCUGCAGGGACCUCUUCCAUGACAUCUACCACCGCUACUGGGCCAGGCACCACGCACAGCCAUUGGCCCCAACUUCCUGACCAGAGCAGACCUCUCUUGGGAUCUAUGACAGCUUCCAUGCUGGGGAACAGCACCAUAGUGGGGGUCACCCACUGCUACGGCUCUUCUCCCUUCCCCCUUUGUCCUGGUCAAAGAGCACCCCUCCCCCCGGAAAUACACACCCCUCUUAACCCUGGAGCUCAGGAACUUUGGGGGCUAGAGAGCACCCAGAUUAGCUCCUCCCACUCCAAAGUUGGCAUCCGGGAACUCCAAGCCAGGGAGCCAGUUAACGGAUUUCUGCCACCAUCUGAGGGAGCCCUGCGUCCCCCUGCAUGCCUUCAGCUCUCCCACCAUCCGGCGUGAAAAGGGAAGAUAGGGGUUGGCAGAGGCGCCCCUUACCUUAACCUCCCAAACUCCUCCAGCUGCCCGCUCCCCGGGCUCCAGCCUGUGUAUUGGGGGGGUGGGAUGGGGGUCUGCACCUUCCCUCCGAAUAAAG